AAAAACAAUUAUCUAAAGCUGUACAACCCCUACCUUGUAAACUCACUUAACGGUUCUACAAGUUCUUCAAUUACUACAACUGUGGUGCCAGAAACUAUUUCAUCUGAAGAAUGUCCUAAAAUACCACAGAGAUACAAAUAUAUAAUCAAUGAGCCUAAUAAAUGUAAUGAACAUGUUCCAUUUCUUAUUCUACUUGUGACUGUGGAAAGAUGGCAGCAACAAGCUCGUCAAGCAAUAAGACAAACAUGGGGAAAAGAGGAUUUUAUAACUGGGGUAAAAAUACUGAGGUUAUAUUUAUUAGGAUCUGAUACCAUUAAUGGUGAACUGGCACUUUUGAGUGAAAGUGAGGAAUAUCAUGACAUAAUCCAACAGUAUUAUUUCGACACAUAUAACAACCUAACCAUUAAGGUACUGAUGGGUUUGAGCUGGGUAGUCAUGUACUGUCCACAAGCCAUGUAUGUAAUGAAGACGGACAGUGACAUGAUUAUUAAUACAGAAUAUUUAGUAAACAAGCUUCUGAAACCAGACCAACCCUUAAGAAUGAACUAUUUCACUGGAUAUUUAAUGACAAAUGCUCAACCCAUUCGAGACAGAAACAGUAAAUGGUAUAUGCCUCCAGAUGUUUACCCAGAGAAUCAAUAUCCACCAUUUUGUUCUGGGACUGGCUAUGUGUUCUCUGGAGAUCUGGCACAGAAGAUAGUUAACAUCUCCCCAAUUAUUAGAUGGCUACACCUAGAGGAUGUGUACAUUGGUCUUUGUCUAGAUAAAUUGGGAGUUCAGCCUGUAGUUCCACCAAAAAUCACUGAUUUCAAUGCCUGGAGAGUUAUGUACACAGACUGUGGAUAUAACCAGAUUGUCACAUCCCACAUGUGGAGUCCUGGGGAGAUAAUAUUUUAUUGGAAUAUGUUACAAAAAAAAAAACAUCUCUGUGUUUAAAACAUAAUAAAAUAUAUGUUUAUUAAUAAGCAAUAAAAAUAUUUUUCAGACAUGUUCAGAUUCUUCUAAAAUGCACCAUGGUGGACCCACGUUAACGUUUUGGGGCUAGCACAUUUUCCUUUUGUCCAGCAGUAAUUAGCAAAAUCGUUGAAACAGAAGACGUGGUGGUAAAUGUAAUAGCCUGAUACACGCAGGCAUUGAUAAGUAUCCUGGUCAU
Pseudophryne corroboree (corroboree frog) is the source of this 1153-nucleotide messenger RNA. Its product is annotated as beta-1,3-galactosyltransferase 2-like. NCBI's taxonomy places the organism in Eukaryota, Metazoa, Chordata, Amphibia, Anura, Myobatrachidae. Gene Ontology annotation, molecular function: N-acetyl-beta-D-glucosaminide beta-(1,3)-galactosyltransferase activity. The annotation marks the transcript as partial. The record is from RefSeq and is a predicted model, not a curated record. The transcript has a single exon. Gene Ontology annotation, cellular component: Golgi membrane.